This is a messenger RNA of Aspergillus puulaauensis, 1482 nucleotides long. RefSeq lists its product as uncharacterized. Gene Ontology annotation, biological process: amino acid transmembrane transport. The transcript has 5 exons. Lineage: Eukaryota; Fungi; Ascomycota; Eurotiomycetes; Eurotiales; Aspergillaceae. Gene Ontology annotation, molecular function: amino acid transmembrane transporter activity. The coding region runs from base 1 to 1482 and encodes 493 amino acids. Gene Ontology annotation, cellular component: vacuolar membrane. The record is from RefSeq and is a predicted model, not a curated record.
AUGGUUGGGAAAGAAGCGAACCCCGGUGACAUUGAGCACCUCGAAAACGCAGAACAUAUGGCUUCCAUAUCUGGGAACAUUGGGCCGGAGAAGGCCAAAACGGAUAACGACAACUAUAAUCCUGCACUGGACGUCGAGCCUGGAAAGCUCACAGAGAAUGACACUACCUAUGAUCCCGUCUUUGGUGAGGUGUCUGGGGAUGGACCCAACUACCGCAGCGUCGGUUGGCUAGGAACUGUUGCGUUGAUGAUGAAGACACAGAUUGGUCUCGGUGUUCUCUCUAUCCCAGCUGUCUUUGACAAGGUAGGGGUGGUACCGGGCGUUAUAUUGCUCUUCGUCGUGGCCGGGAUAGCAACGUGGACGAGUUAUAUGGUUGGAAUAUUCAAGCUGAAUCACCGUGAAGUGUAUGGAAUGGAUGAUGCAGGUGGCUUGAUGUUUGGACGAGUUGGACGUGAAGUCUUUGGACUGGCGUUUAGUCUAUACUGGAUAUUUGUUGCCGGCUCCGGUAUCCUGGGUCUUUCCAUCGGCUUGAAUGCCGUCUCCUCUCACGGAACCUGCACUGCUGUCUUCGUCGUCGUUGCUGCCCUUGCUGGGUUUGUCUUUGCUAGCAUUCGUACACUGGGGAGGAUAAGCUGGAUAGCCUGGAUUGGUCUGGGCUGCAUCGUUACAUCUGUCCUCGUCGUCACAAUAGCUGUCGGUAUACAAGGCGGACCCGCAACUGCACCCCCAGGCUGGUCCUCAGACUACAAAAUCGUCAACCAUCCCUCCUUCGCAGAGGGCGUAUCCGCCGUGUCAACAUUAAUCUUCGCCUGCUCGGCCACGCCGGCAUACUUUUCCCUCGCAGCAGAAAUGCGAGACCCGCGGUACUUCACCCGCGCUCUCGUUGUGAGCCAGAUCGGCUCGACUCUGCUGUAUUUGGUCAUCGGCGUCGUUGUUUACUACUACUGCGGGACCAUGGUAGCUUCACCUGCCCUAGGUUCUGCGGGUGCUCUAAUCAAGAGGGUCGCAUACGGCCUCUCCCUACCAGGUCUAAUCGCUACAACAACAAUCGUGAUCCAUCUCCCAAGCAAAUACUUCUUCGUCCGCAUCCUCCGCGGCUCAGCACAUCUAACCUCCAACUCCCUAAUCCACUGGACAACCUGGCUAGGCUGUACAUUCAGCUGCACGGUCGUAGCAUACGUAAUCGCCAGCGGGAUCCCGGUGUUCAACGACCUCGUCUCGCUUGUUGGUGCCUUGCUUGGUGCGUUCCUGGCAUACCAGCCUACUGGGUGUAUGUGGUUCUAUGAUAACUGGCACCGGCGGAAGAGUACGGAUAGGCCGUGGUUGUGGAUGUUAAUGGCUGCCUGGGCGGGGUUUAUUAUUCUGGCUGGCAGCUUUAUGACUGUUGCUGGGACUUAUGGGUCCAUUGUUGGGAUUAUGAAGUCGCUUAGUUCUGGGGGAGGGUCGAGGCCUUGGACUUGUGAGGAUAAUUCGAAUUCGUAG